This is a messenger RNA of Carlito syrichta (Philippine tarsier), 1871 nucleotides long. RefSeq names its product glycoprotein 2 (gene GP2). The transcript is spliced from 11 exons. Gene Ontology annotation, biological process: neutrophil migration. The record is from RefSeq and is a predicted model, not a curated record. The coding region runs from base 1 to 1689 and encodes 562 amino acids. Gene Ontology annotation, cellular component: apical plasma membrane; cell surface. Lineage: Eukaryota; Metazoa; Chordata; Mammalia; Primates; Tarsiidae.
AUGGCUAGGCAGAGAGGAGGAAUGCUCUGUGUUCUCACCCAAGCUGCAUAUAGAGUGGUAUCUGCAUACUGUGGAGAGACCUGCAUACCUCACCUUGUGGAAAGGAUGGCAGGCUCUGACCUCCUGUGGCUGGCCUUGGUGUCCUGCAUUGUGACCCUGGCAUCUACAGGGCAGCAAGGUUACAGAAACCCCACUGACGUCAGUUCCUAUGGGCUGGACUUGGAUUGCGGAGCCACUGGCACUCCAGAGGCCCACUUCUGUUUUGACCCCUGCCAGAAUUACACCCUCCUGGAUGAACCCUUUCGAAGCACAGAGAACACAGAAGAAAUACAGGGUUGUGACCAGGACAUGCGCGGCUGGUAUCGCUUUGUGGGCAAAGGAGGAGUGAGGAUGCCGGAGACCUGUGUCCAGCCGUACCGAUGUCAGACAGCUGCUCCCAUGUGGCUGAAUGGUACCCACCCUGUCCUCGGGGAUGGCAUUGUCAACCGCACUGCCUGCGCCCACUGGAGUGGCAACUGCUGUCUCUGGAAGUCGGAGGUGCUGGUGAAAGCCUGCCCAGGCGGGUACCACGUGUACCGGCUGGAGGGCACACCUGAGUGUAGUCUGAGAUAUUGCACAGACCCCUACACUGUGGAGAAUAAGUGUGAGAAGACCUGCCGCCCUGAGGAGGAGUGCCUGCCUCUCAAUGGCACCUGGGACUGUUUCUGCAGACAGAGCCUCAACGGCUCCGAUGUCCACAAUUUGCAGCCUCAGCUAGACUGUGGGCCCAAAGAGAUCAAGGUAAAUCUGGACAAGUGUUUGCUGGAAGGCCUGGGCUUUGGGGAAGAGGUCAUUGGCUAUCUGCAGGACCGAAACUGCAAUGGCUUCUUGAAAAGAGAGGAGGGGAACUGGAUGUCUAUGAACAGCCCUGUUCAGGCUAGUGCCUGUGGGAACAUUCUAGAGAGAAAUCAAACCCACGCCAUCUACAAAAACACCCUCUCGUUGGUCAAUGAGCUAAUCAUCAGAGACAUGAUCUUCACCAUUAACUUCCAAUGUGCUUACCCGCUGGACAUGAAAGUCAGCCUCCAAACUGCCCUGCAGCCCAUUGUAAGUUCCCUGAAUGUCAGUGUGGGUGGGGACGGAGAGUUCACUGUCAGGAUGGCCCUCUUCCAAGACCAGAACUACACGAAUCCUUAUGAAGGCGCAGCGGCUGUGCUGUCAGUUGAAUCCAUGCUCUAUGUGGGUGCCAUCUUGGAGAGAGGGGACACCUCCCGGUUUAACCUGUUGUUGAGGAACUGCUAUGCCACUCCCACUGAAGACAAGGCUGACCCUGUGAAGUAUUUCAUCAUCAGAAACAGCUGCCCGAAUCAUCUUGAUUCCACCAUCCACGUGGAGGAGAAUGGGAGGUCCUCAGAGAGCCGGUUCUCAGUUCAGAUGUUCAUGUUUGCUGGACAUUAUGACCUAGUUUUCCUGCAUUGUGAAGUUCAUCUCUGUGAUUCCCUUAAUGAACAGUGCCAGCCUUCUUGCUCAAGAAGUCAAGUCCGCAGUGAAGUGCUGGCCAUUGACCUAGCCCAAGUUCUAGAUUUGGGACCCAUCACUCGGAGAGGUGCCCAGUCUCUUGGUGUCAUGAGUGGAACCCCUAGCACUGCAGGAUUCCUGGUGGCCUGGCCCAUGCUUCUAAUGACUAUUUUCAUGGCUUGGCUGUUCUGAGAGCUCAUCUGGAGACCUGGCCUUGAAGUCCAUGUUCUUCCCUCUGGCAGUGUCUCCCCCAAAUGACCAUUUACCCUUCAGCACUGCUGGUUCCCUCCCCACUUAACACAGACAGUUUUGGUAUUCACGGACUCGAGGCCAGGCUAGGUUUAGGGAAAGGAAGAGCUUUCACCUUCUUCAAU